This is a messenger RNA of Brassica oleracea var. oleracea, 1276 nucleotides long. RefSeq lists its product as uncharacterized. Gene Ontology annotation, molecular function: zinc ion binding; nucleic acid binding. The record is from RefSeq and is a predicted model, not a curated record. Lineage: Eukaryota; Viridiplantae; Streptophyta; Magnoliopsida; Brassicales; Brassicaceae. Bases 125 to 1276 code for a protein of 383 amino acids. The transcript has 3 exons.
AGACUACUUGCUUUGAAAUGUCUGGAAAAAGAGUAUGCAGACCAAUUUGCUCAUCUCCAAGGUUAUGUGAGAGAGAUCGAGAAGACAAACCCAGGUAGUAUUGUUGUGCUCGAUACGUCUUGCAAUGCUGCGGAUUUAUCCGGUUGCUUGGGCAGUAGUACAAACUGAAAACUCGGAUAACUGGUUGUGGUUUGUUCAACGGCUGAAGGCUGAUUUAGUUCUCGGUGAUGGGAGCAGAUUUGUUCUUAUUUCUGAUGGCUCAAAGGGUCUGAUCAGUGCAGUGAAGGCUGAAUUACCUAAUGCAGAGCACAGACGAUGUGUUAAACAUAUUGUGGACAAUUUAAAGAAAAAGCAUAAGAACAAAGAUUUUCUGAAACCAAUGGUUUGGAAUCUAGCAUGGGCCUACAAUAAGACACAGUACAAGGCAGAACUCCAGAAUCUGAAAGACUACAACAUGUCUUUGUAUGACGACGUGAUGAAGAAGGAACCAAAGACUUGGUCGUUGGCAUAUUAUAGGCUUGGAAGCUUAUGUGAGGAUGUUGACAACAAUGCAACUGAGUCAUUUAAUGCCACCAUUCUUGCAGCAAGAGCUAAGGCAGUUGUGCCUAUGUUGGAAACUAUUAGAAGGCAAGCAAUGGUUAGAAUAGCUAAAAGAAAUAAGAAAUCUGAGAGGCGCGCAGAGAAAUUCACAAAAUAUGUGGUUAAGAUGCUUGAAUCGGAGAAGGAAGACGCUGAAAAGUGUAUAACGACUCCUUGUACUCAUGGAGUUUUUGAGGUUAGUCUUUAUCGCUGUUCAUAUGACGUAAACACGACAAGGAUGACCUGCACAUGUGGGAAGUGGCAGAUAACGGGAAUUCCAUGUGAACAUGCUUAUGGAGCGAUGAUAGAUGCUGGGUUAGAUGUUGAAAAUUAUGUUUCUGAAUUCUUUUCCACUUCUAUAUGGCGGAUGACAUACAAUGACUCUAUCAACACCGUUAGAGGACCACGCUUUUGGAUGAAUGGUACAUACAGGUUAAUAGUCGAAGCUCCGGAGCCUAUACUCCCUGGACGGAAGAAAAAGAAGAAUAAAAAAAAGUUUCCGAGAUUCAAAGGAAAGCAUGAAUCGCCAAAGAAGAAGAAGCAAACAGAAACACUAGGAAGGGGGGGGGGGCGAACCAUCCACUGUUCUAAAUGCGGGGAAGCUGGACACAACGCAGCCGGCUGCAAAAUACACCCAAAGAAGAAAAUAAAGAAGACAGGAGAAACAAUCGAGCAGGUGAAUGUUUUUAGUGUCUAG